Australozyma saopauloensis is the source of this 2007-nucleotide messenger RNA. RefSeq names its product Ybp1p (gene YBP1). The coding region runs from base 1 to 2007 and encodes 668 amino acids. Gene Ontology annotation, biological process: cellular response to oxidative stress. The record is from RefSeq and is a predicted model, not a curated record. NCBI's taxonomy places the organism in Eukaryota, Fungi, Ascomycota, Pichiomycetes, Serinales, Metschnikowiaceae. The transcript has a single exon. Gene Ontology annotation, cellular component: cytoplasm.
AUGUCUGAAACAGAUUCGGAAACGCGCCUGCAAGUCAGCGAAGAAACAAUCGAGGAGAAGAAUUUCGAGAAAGUUCUUCAGCUGAUCCGCGAGGGCGCUGUCGAUGCCGCUGAAACAAGCGACUACUUAUCGUAUUCUACCUUGCUUGAUGUUCAACUUUCCGAGCCUUCACGCUACACAAUUGAUGAGAGGGAAGAGCUUUUGGCACAAUUGCUCGAGGCCCUUUCUUCCGACAGCCUGUUAGUUUAUGAAAUCGGCUGGGAUUUGCCCUCACUCCUCAUUCCGUUCAUCGAUUCUGAUGACGAGUUCAACACUGCAAUUAGAGAUAUUCCAUGCGUCUAUAAAGUGCUCAAACUCUUCGAAAUGCUUGCAAUUCAUGGAAAUGCGAAAGAGCUUUUCCUUAAGUCGAAUGAGUUGUUGGCGUCUGUGGAAUUGGAGAUCCGUGACAUGAAGUGGGAGGCUGCCACCAAAAUGUAUGAGGUGAAAGUGUACUGUCUCUUCGAGCUUAUCAUCAGCUGUUUGCGCAGAAUACACACUUUAUAUCCUUCCAGAUUCUUGAGUAUGACUGUUCUGAGCUUCAUCAAUGCGUUGUACUUGAAUCCGCCUUUCACCAUGGAAACCUUCCACUUCUCGUUGAGACGGAUGUAUGACUUUGCCCGCAACUACAAUAAGCCUCCGCUCCCAGAGUCCAUUGACGAAGAUGAGGAAACAUUGAAGAAAAUAAACGAUGACGAGGAAUACUUGCAGAGGAAACUCUUGACUGCCUUUAUCACAGAGGGAGUGAACUUGAUUUGCAAGCAAGAAACCAUUGGUCUUUCAGCAGAUUUUUUCAAGGGUCUUCAGGACCAACUGUCCUCGGAUAUACGAUACACAAGUGCUCACACUCUCAAACAGCCGUCUAUUGACAGGAUUCUUCUGUUGACUGAAUCCUUCGAUAUGGAUUUGAGAAAGGCUUUUGUUGACCUCAUAAGCACCACUGACUCCUUAAUCUCAUUCCCAACUGCUUCUACCCCUGAUGAUGCUUACAGAAACGAGCUUUUUGAAAAGUUAACGGUGGAUUUCCAAAAGAACUUCGCAAGCUCCAUCCUCGGUGGUGAUUCCAACGUUGUCACUGACUCUAUCAAUGGAUGUGCUACCCUUUUCUCAUAUAAAAUUGCGACUACUCAGGACUAUGACCUGAUCCAGAUUUCAAUCGAGCAAGCGAUGAAAUUGGGACUACGCGUCCUUGUGCCUGGCCUCGUGCAUAACAGCUUCACGAGGAGAGGGUUACAAGAUCUAUCCGUUUUUUGGAUGUGGCUUGCGAUUGAGCAAAAGGGUGGCCAAAAGGCUUUGGAACUUGUGAUUGCAACAAUUCCUCCGAUCAUAAUCUCCACAUACUUACAGUGUUUGAUGUUCACAUUGGCUACAUCGUUCAAGCAAUCUUACUUUAGAUUUGUUACACUUACUUUGAUAACCAGACUCUUUUCUUGUGCCCCUGAGACAAUCGCAUACAACCUUCUACUUAAUUCUCUACAAGAAUGUCCGUAUGAAAAUGUCAAAGCGGCACUUGUGCAAGUUUUGAAGUCUCUUCUCAUCAAGGAUAGGGUUGAAGAAGAUCUUUCUGCGAACAUGAGUGCUUUGGGACUCGAUAAAUCAGAUCAAACUUCUGUGCCUCCCCCUUUGCCCUCUCGUGAACCUCCAAAACUGUCAAAGUACAUCAACCUCACAGAGACCAUGUUCACUGAUUUAAUUUCUCUAGUUGACACUUAUAUCGAUUCUGCUUUCAAAGAAGAUUCUUUGGAUUUGAAAGUAACGCCAACAUUGCAGGCGUACUUGAAUCUAUUGAUUGUCAUUAAGAACAAUGAAUUUGUAAAGGCUGAAGAAAUCCAAAGAAUCUGCAAGGAAUUGACUGCAAAAAUCAUCAAUGUCGCCCAGAAAUGUAAGAAUGAUCCUCAGCAGGCAAAUUCCUACAACAUGUCUGGAAUGUUAGCUGUUAGUGUAGAGAGGUUGAGUGAAAAUAAUGUUUAG